Molecule: messenger RNA, 246 nt
Organism: Cyphellophora europaea CBS 101466
Lineage: Eukaryota; Fungi; Ascomycota; Eurotiomycetes; Chaetothyriales; Cyphellophoraceae
Exons: 1
Coding region: 1-246 (81 amino acids)
Source: RefSeq, a predicted model, not a curated record
AUGCUGCUGCCCAUAACAUUAGAGAUCAUGAAAGUCAAACCUCCGACACGCCGUCCAAAUCUGACAUGCAUAAAGAACAAUCAACAGCUCAAUUCAGCAUGCCACAUUUGGACGGCGUGCGUCAAAUAUUCGACUUUCAUGACAUGGGUCUCUUCCUUGAAGUUAAGUGUCCAGGAAGCUCACAACCUAGUGUCGUGCAGUGUUCAAGACCGGGGAGCUCUAAUGUCACUCCGGUUGUUCAGGUAG